AUGAUAAUGAUAUUUAAAUAUUUUAUAAAAAUAUUUUUAAAAAAAGGUAAAUUUAAUAAAAGUAUAAAAUUAUUAAUAUAUAUAUUAUAUUUAUUAAAAAAAAUAACUAAUAAAUUAAGUAUAUUUAUUUUUAAUAAGGCUAUAAAAAAUUUAUUAUUACCUUUUUCAUUUUAUAAAAUAAAAAUUAAUACUAAUAAAUAUAAUAUACCUAUAAUUAUAACAUAUGAACAAUCUAUAUUUAAUGUAUAUAAAUUAUUUAAUAAAAUAAUAAAAAAUAAAGAUUUAUUAUUAUAUAAAGUUAUUUGUAAGUAUUUAAUUUUAAGUUAUAAUAAAGAAGGUGAUUUAUAUAAAAUUAAAUUAAAUUUAAUAAAACAAUUUAUAUCUAAUAGGGCAUAUAUAUAUUUAUUAGAUAAAAAAAAAUAA
Molecule: messenger RNA, 423 nt
Organism: Plasmodium knowlesi strain H
Lineage: Eukaryota; Apicomplexa; Aconoidasida; Haemosporida; Plasmodiidae
Source: the annotation of a RefSeq genome assembly